Gadus chalcogrammus (walleye pollock) is the source of this 632-nucleotide messenger RNA. Its product is annotated as ran-specific GTPase-activating protein-like. The annotation marks the transcript as partial. Gene Ontology annotation, biological process: nucleocytoplasmic transport; positive regulation of mitotic centrosome separation. Gene Ontology annotation, molecular function: GTPase activator activity. Gene Ontology annotation, cellular component: nuclear pore; centrosome; cytoplasm. Lineage: Eukaryota; Metazoa; Chordata; Actinopteri; Gadiformes; Gadidae. The transcript has 6 exons. The record is from RefSeq and is a predicted model, not a curated record.
AGGAAAUUCGGCGCGCGAAACCGACAGCAGGAAGGAACACAGGACUCGACGGCGACGUAAGCACCGAGUCUAUCUAACUUAAUCCAUAAUCGACAAACAUCUACAUUAAUAUGGCAGAUCCCAAGGACGCACAAGAAGAACAUGAUCCAGACACUGCAGAAGACUCCAACCAUGACCCCCAAUUUGAGCCCAUCGUCUCCCUCCCUGAGCAGGAGGUGAAGACACUAGAGGAGGAUGAGGAGGAGCUUUUCAAAAUGCGGGCCAAGCUCUACCGCUUCUCCUCUGACAACGACCCCCCAGAGUGGAAGGAGAGGGGAACCGGGGACGUGAAGCUGCUGAAACACAAAGAGAAGGGCACCAUUCGCUUGCUCAUGAGGAGAGACCGGACCUUGAAGAUCUGCGCUAAUCACCAGAUUACUACGAUGAUGGAGCUGAAGCCCAACGCUGGCAGUGACAGAGCCUGGGUAUGGAACACACUAGCAGACUUUGCAGACGAAAGCCCAAAGCCUGAACUUUUGGCGAUACGUUUUCUCAAUGCAGAAAAUGCCCAGAAAUUUAAGGUGAAGUUUGACGAGUGCAAGGAGGAGGUCAGAAAAUCGACUGAGGAGGAUUCAGAUGAUGAGACCACAAAG